Molecule: messenger RNA, 1430 nt
Organism: Maniola jurtina (meadow brown)
Lineage: Eukaryota; Metazoa; Arthropoda; Insecta; Lepidoptera; Nymphalidae
Gene: Cdk2
Product: cyclin-dependent kinase 2
Exons: 5
Coding region: 91-1044 (317 amino acids)
Biological process (GO): regulation of G2/M transition of mitotic cell cycle; protein phosphorylation; G1/S transition of mitotic cell cycle
Cellular component (GO): cytoplasm; nucleus; cyclin-dependent protein kinase holoenzyme complex
Molecular function (GO): cyclin binding; cyclin-dependent protein serine/threonine kinase activity; ATP binding
Source: RefSeq, a predicted model, not a curated record
CUAUGGUUAUUGAAAAAAAAAACAAAAAAAAAGUCUGAGCUAAAAAACUAAAAAGUCUCGUCAAACUUAUUUGUAAAUAUUCACAUUAAAAUGGAGAAUUAUUCAAGAGUUGAGAAAAUUGGCGAAGGGACAUAUGGCGUAGUUUACAAAGCACGAGAUAAACUAACUGGUAAAGAUAUUGCAUUGAAGAAAAUCAAACUUGAAAAUGAGCCAGAAGGAGUACCAUCAACAGCGCUACGGGAAAUCUCAGUGUUACGGGAUCUGAAGCACCCCGCAGUAGUACAGUUGCUCGACAUAGUCCUGGCUGACACAAAACUGUUCCUGGUGUUUGAAUUCCUGCACAUGGAUCUUAAGAAGCUUAUGGAAAUGACUAAAGGCCCUUUGAAACUUGAUCUUAUUAAGAGCUACAUCCAGCAGUUGCUAGAAGGAGUAGCAUACUGCCACGCACACCGCGUCCUACACCGCGACCUCAAACCCCAGAACCUCCUCGUGGACACUGAAGGUCACAUCAAGCUGGCAGACUUUGGUCUCGCGCGGGCGUUCGGCAUCCCAGUGCGAGCGUACACGCACGAGGUGGUGACUCUGUGGUACAGAGCACCAGAGAUACUGCUCGGGACCAAGUUCUACUCCACGGCCGUCGACGUGUGGAGCCUGGGCUGUAUUUAUGCUGAAAUGGUUAGCGGCAAAACCCUCUUCCCAGGCGACAGCGAAAUCGACCAACUAUUCCGAGUGUUCCGCGCUCUCGGCACCCCGGGCGACGACGUGUGGCCGGGAGCUCGGCUGCUGCCCGAUUACCGCGCUGCGUUCCCGCGCUGGCCGAAGCGCGAAGCACGGACGCUGCUGCCGACGACCGCGCGCGCUUCGGAGCACGCUUGCACGCUGUUCGAAGCGAUGCUUCGUUACGAGCCCAGCGAGCGCGUGUCGGCGCGCGCCGCGCUUCAGCACCCGUACUUCGCGGACGCGCGUCUCGUGCCGCCAGCGCUGCCCGCCAUGCCAGCCGCCUCUUCCUCCUCCUCCACUAUAAACAGUCUUGCCGAUCUUUGAUCCUAAUGCGAUAACUUUAUUUAUCAUUAUAAAUGUAUUUAUUUUACUUUAAAUAAAGAUGAAUUAAGGACUAAAUAAAUUCUAUGGACAUUUAACAUUUAAUUUUUAGUCCUCGCUCAACCCUUGUAUGUAUAAAUAGAGCCAGGCUUCUGUACAAUGACCGAAUUCAGUCGUAUUGAGUUAAACUUAAUUGGAUAAGCAAUGCGCACACGCAUAAAUAACGAACAGACAAACGUGAAACUCGACUUAUUGUAGAAGAUACCAUGACUCGAUAUUUUUCUAUUUAGAAAUUAUUGUAGAUAUUAACUAGGCUUGUUUAACAUGAACAUGAUUUCAAAGUCAAAUGACGUAAUAUGAACUGAAUAAAAAUUUUACAAUUAUUAUUA